Cicer arietinum (chickpea) is the source of this 959-nucleotide messenger RNA. NCBI's taxonomy places the organism in Eukaryota, Viridiplantae, Streptophyta, Magnoliopsida, Fabales, Fabaceae. The record is from RefSeq and is a predicted model, not a curated record.
GAUAUAUCACUUCAGAAAAAUCUAGGUUUUGGAAAUUCUUUGCUAGAAAGUGAUCACGAGUCAUUCCCUGAAAAUAGUAAAUCAGGAUCACUGUCUACUGCUUCAAAUAUAUAUGAUUAUUAUGAAACCAAAGUGUCCUCCCUAAUAAGAAAAUUCGGCAUUCUUGAGGCACAAUUGCUAGCUGCAAUAGCAAGCAAAGAAGCUUCUGAAAAAAAUUUAGCAUCUGCUUUCAAAAGUAGGCAAGAGAUGGAUAACAAAUUGACUGACACACUAAAGGAGAUUGAAUUACUGAGAGAGAAGCUAGCUGGUGCAGAGUUAGCUCAAGAAGAUGCCAGCAACCUAUCUAACAUUGUCCACUCCGACAAUGUAAGACUUGAACAUGAUGUGGCUUUUCUCAAGGCUAUUUUAGAUGAUACACAAAAGUAGGAAUUGCACUCAACAAGAGGAGUUCUCGCAGGAGAAAGAGCCAGGGCUUUCCAAUUACAGGUUGAAGUUUUUCAUCUCAAACAGAGGCUGCAAUCAAUGGAAAAUAGAGCACCUACUCCCAGGAAACCUUUUCAUGUGUAGUGAGGCGUCCUCAAUGGUCAUAUAUAACAGUCAAUUUCGGCAAACCAAAAUGAUGAAACAAAGCUCCUAUUAUUAUGAGGACAUAUUAGGGAACUGCAUUUUGAGGGUGGCAUUGAAGGCUUGUACAACCUCCAAAGAUGCAGUGUUACUUCAUUAAUAGAAUGCUUUUUGGUCAGAUCAAAUGUGACAGAGUUGAAUCCAUACAGAAUUAAGAUUUAAAACAUUUAGGAUUAAUUGAAAAGGCUAAAUAUUAGUUUAUAGUUUGUCGUUCUUAACUGUAAUUGCAUUAUGAUGUAUUUAACAACAUAAUAUACAGUUUGUAAUAGUAUUUACUCCCCAAGUAUAAGCAAAAUUAGCUUAUAUUUUUUGGAAUAAAAUAUGCAUAAAAAAAU